This is a messenger RNA of Polychytrium aggregatum, 887 nucleotides long. RefSeq names its product vacuolar ATP synthase 16 kDa proteolipid subunit. The record is from RefSeq and is a predicted model, not a curated record. The transcript has 9 exons. NCBI's taxonomy places the organism in Eukaryota, Fungi, Chytridiomycota, Chytridiomycetes, Polychytriales. Gene Ontology annotation, molecular function: proton-transporting ATPase activity, rotational mechanism. Gene Ontology annotation, biological process: proton transmembrane transport. Bases 95 to 577 code for a protein of 160 amino acids. Gene Ontology annotation, cellular component: proton-transporting V-type ATPase, V0 domain.
CCUUUCUUGCGCAUCAUCCUCUGCCAGCACAUCGCAUCCGCCCGACGCUUCUUCCCGCCCAUCUUCGCCUCGCCUCUAUCCGCGACCACCCGCCAUGUCUACCGACUACUGCCCCGUCUACAGCCCUUUCUUCGGCGCUAUGGGAUGCACCGCCGCCAUCGUUUUCAGCUGCUUUGGCGCCUCGUACGGAACGGCCAAGUCCGGCGUUGCCAUCUGCGCAUCCGGUGUGAUGAGACCUGAUCUGAUCAUGAAGAACGUGAUUCCCGCUGUCAUGGCUGGUAUCAUUGGUAUCUACGGGCUUGUUGUCUCUGUCCUGAUCAGCGGUGGACUCGCCCAGCAGAUGACUCUGUUCGCCGGCUUCAUUCAGCUGGGUGCUGGUCUGAGUGUCGGCCUUGGUGGCCUCGCUGCCGGAUUCGCCGUCGGUGUCGUUGGCGAUGCCGGUGUCCGUGGCUCCAGUCAGCAGCCACGUGUAUUUGUUGGAAUGAUUUUGAUUCUCAUUUUCGCCGAAGUAUUGGGUCUCUAUGGACUCAUCGUUGCGCUGAUCUUGAACACAAAGGCCUCGGCCGGAAGCUGCUAACAAACUCGUCUUCUCGCAUCGUAUCUCUCGCGCGUGCGACGAUGCCGCUCGAGUAUUUACCUUCAUCCAAGGUCGGCCGCCUCUUGACGAUGCGCCUGAUCAUAAUGACAAAGCCGCUUAGCAUCUUGCUUUGCGGAGCGUAGAGUUUCGGGGAUGUGGGUCACAGCGGGGUCUGGCCUGUGACCGUUUGUGUGGCUUUUGGGUGGGUUUGGCAGAUUCGCAAUACAUUUUAGCCUCUACGGUCAUUUUGAAACAGGGCAUGAUAUCCUGUUUGAGCCAAGUAUGCGGCGUGGUAUGGGUCCAGAGUACA